This is a messenger RNA of Drosophila subobscura, 304 nucleotides long. RefSeq lists its product as uncharacterized. Lineage: Eukaryota; Metazoa; Arthropoda; Insecta; Diptera; Drosophilidae. The coding region runs from base 16 to 264 and encodes 82 amino acids. The transcript has 2 exons. The record is from RefSeq and is a predicted model, not a curated record.
CAGAUUGUCGCCAACAUGAAGACGAUUUGCCUGCUCCUGUUCGUUAGCCUUCUGGCGCUGGUAAAUGCUGCCCCAGCACCACAACCUAAAGCCGCCGGAAAUGAUCCCACCGUGAGCGUGCUGCGCUACAGAAACGAUCAAGAUCUGGAGGCCAUACAGCGGGCCAUCAUUGCUCAGUAUGAGCAGAUCGGUGGCACAACCCAAGUGCACGCUCCCCGUGUGGCACACACUGUGAAUCCCUCCAGCUUAAGAAUCAACAUUUAAUGUUCUCCGAAAAUAAAUUUGAAACUGUUAAUGAUUCCAA